Molecule: messenger RNA, 705 nt
Organism: Erigeron canadensis
Lineage: Eukaryota; Viridiplantae; Streptophyta; Magnoliopsida; Asterales; Asteraceae
Product: ATP-dependent DNA helicase PIF1-like
Exons: 1
Coding region: 1-705 (234 amino acids)
Molecular function (GO): helicase activity; ATP binding
Source: RefSeq, a predicted model, not a curated record
AUGACAUUUGCCUCUCAAACAUUUGCCCAGCUACCCUUUCCCAAAAAGCCAUCGUCUGUCCAAAAAAUGAAACCGUCAAUGAAAUCAAUGAUCUGGUACUUCGUCAAGCUCCAGGCGAUACCAAAAUCUACCUUAGCACUGACACAAUUGUUCCCCACAUUGGUUGUCAAGAGGAUAUUGAAGUUUUGUACCCACCAGAGUACCUACCUGAAUAUGCUUAACUUUAGUGGUCUUCCGAGUCACAAACUUGAGUUAAAGCCUCACUCGCCGGUUAUUCUCUUACGAAACAUCAAUCAAACUUCAGGCCUUUGUAACGGGACCAGAUUAAUCAUCACACAAUUAUUACCAAGGAUUAUUGAAGCACAAGUUAUAACCGGCACGGCUAUCGGACAUCGUGUUUAUAUACCCAGGAUUUCUUUAACAUACAACGACAAGGAGCUUCCAUUCACUCUCAAGAGAAAGCAAUUCCCGUUACGCCUUUGUUAUGCAAUGACCAUUAACAAAAGUCAAGGUCAAUCCCUCAAUAAGAUUGGCAUCUACCUACCACAACCCGUUUUCAGCCACGGUCAAUUAUAUGUUGCCUUAUCACGAGCUACCUCACCUAAUGCACUAAAAAUAGUUAUUAAACCUACCGAAGAAACCACUGACAAUCAAACAAAAAACAUUGUUUAUUCAGACUUCUUAAAUGAAAUUGCCCCAUUAUAA